AUGUCAAAUUUCAAGGUGAUCACAUAUUCCACCACCGAUCGCGUCACCUACCGAGAAAGUAAGGAUCAGGCAAUUCUGUCUGGAGUGGAUGAUUGCUCGAAAAUGGAGGAUAUUUUGGCAGCGGUGAUUCGACUUGGCCCAUGUGAAAUAGACUGGGACUACGACAUGAUUGUUGCUAUUCUAAGAAAGGCCCAUGAAAUUUUGUCACAGGAGCCUACACUUCUGGAGCUAACUGUUCCUGUCGCUAUUUAUGGGGACAUACAUGGGCAAUACAGUGAUAUCUGGAGGUGGUUUCAUGUGAACGGAUGGCCUCCUGAAACUCGCACUCUCUUCUUGGGAGACUAUGUCGACAGAGGUCGUCACAGCACAGAGGUAUUAAUGUUCGUACUUCUACUGAAGGUUGUGCUACCUAAAAGUGUAUUUAUAUGUCGAGGCAAUCAUGAAGAGCCAGUUGUUAAUAAAACGUACAACUUCUAUAGCGAAGUAAAAACGCGAUAUCCGAAAUCUUUCAAGAAAUUGUACAAAAAAAUCGCGGAUGUGUUCGCCGUAAUGCCAAUAGCGUGCCUGAUCAGCAACCAGGUUAUCUGUAUGCAUGGUGGACUGUCGCCUAAAAUACAGACAGUUGCUGAAAUAGCAGCGCUACGAAGACCGCUUUCGAAGGACAGUAAACCCGGAACACACAUUGAUAUUUUGUGGUCUGACCCUCAUCCGUACAAAUGGACAUAUGAGGUGAGCACUGCAAUAAGCAAAUAG
Molecule: messenger RNA, 753 nt
Organism: Cooperia oncophora
Lineage: Eukaryota; Metazoa; Nematoda; Chromadorea; Rhabditida; Trichostrongylidae
Source: the annotation of a GenBank genome assembly